Boleophthalmus pectinirostris (great blue-spotted mudskipper) is the source of this 1643-nucleotide messenger RNA. RefSeq lists its product as uncharacterized. The transcript is spliced from 6 exons. Gene Ontology annotation, molecular function: cell-cell adhesion mediator activity. The record is from RefSeq and is a predicted model, not a curated record. NCBI's taxonomy places the organism in Eukaryota, Metazoa, Chordata, Actinopteri, Gobiiformes, Gobiidae. The coding region runs from base 25 to 1122 and encodes 365 amino acids.
CUGCCCGUUUUCUUAUUGCUGGUGAUGGCUGGAAGACUGCAGGGAAAAGUCACUGCUCCACAGUAUAUGCUGGCUCCAGUGAACAAGCCCUACACUUUGACUUGCAGCGUGUCCAAGGAGAGGGGCGAAACUGUGAGGCAAGUGCGCUGGAUAGAUGUAGAGAAUAAGACACUAUUGAGCUACCAGCCGGGUAACAAGGACAGUGUGAGUGGCCAGCAGCAUGUGGAGCUUGGCUCUGCCCCAAAAGACACUUCCAACGUCAUCAUAACCAGGGUCAGCUACAGAGACGAGGGCUGCUACACCUGCAUCUUUGACAUGCUUCCUUCUGGCUCACAACAAGGGACCACAUGCAUCACUGUUACAUCUCAAGUCACGGCUGACCGCAACAAGACAGCAGUAAGUGGCAAAAAGACAGUUCUCUCGUGCUCCUAUGGCCUGCCUGAAAAAGUGGAGCAGGUGGAGUGGAAGCACAGCUCGCCGGAUGGGCAGCUUAGUCCUAUGGCUUCAUAUGCGAAACAGAGUGACCCCAUGAUCGAGCCUGCGUACGAGGGCAGGACCUGGCUCAGUUCAUCUCUGUCUGACAGCCAGCUCACCAUACAGCCUGUGUUGAUCCAGGACGAGGGCUGCUACACCUGCCUGUUCCACACGCACCGCGACGGACCAAAGACCUCCACUGUCUGCCUCUCCACAUAUGUUCUCCCAAAACCUCACGUUACCUACAAAACAACCUCUCCAGGCGUGAUAGAAGCCAACUGCACUUCUGUGUCGCGACCCCCGGCGGAGAUCGUGUGGAACGUGGAGAGGGACAACCGCACCAUGGGACCCCCAAAGACCACUCAGACACCUCAAGAGGACGGGAGCACCCUGGUCAUCAGCACCCUAACCGUCCAGUCAGGCCUGCUCAAAGAUGUGUCCGUCAAAUGCCUGGUGCACCACAAGGGCCUCGAGUCGCCUAUUGCUGUAUCCAUGAACACUAAAAUUGGCACGGCUCUGACCAUCCUCAUCUCUGUCACCACAGUCGCUGCCCUCUUGGUCCUGUCUCUCUGUGUCUGUCUUUGGAAAUGCUUCUUACAAAAAGAAGAUGAUAAAAGACGACAGCGCUUCACUGAGCCAGCCUUGUGAGUUGUCCCUGGUCUCCUCAGCCGACUGCUACGGGUUUCACUGAUGGCAGGAGAAUACAUGCAACGUCCAAGCAACAGCUACAUGAACUCUGACACAAUCUUAUCAUUAUGUGAGUGCCUUCUCCACAUCCUACUGUGAUUCUCAGUGUUACAUAAUCUCCUGGACACAUGGAGAUGUACAGUAUUAUAACUGGCCUUAUGACAUUCCAUAUUCAUUCCACGUUUACUGGCCAAUUUGUGAACUUUUUAUACAAGUCUAAGCAACUCUAAGUCUAUUAUAUCUAUGUGGUGUAUCACUGUGUUUAUAUUGCAACAUUGGUUUGGUAAAAAUGUAUUGUAUUAGCCAAAGCGUAGCAGUGAUGUAAUUUAAAGGUGCCCUAUGUAACUUUUCCACCUUCUUAUCUCCAUGGGAAAAUUAUUGCUUUGACUGGAAUGUUCUGCAGUAUGGCAUUAUGCUUACCUAUUUUGCAUUUAUUCAGUUACAGCUGGACAGAGAUAAAUUUCAGACAACUCCACGGAGAU